GUCGACGUCUAUCUCACAUACAAAAUGGCGUUACCAGCACCAGUAGGCGACGAGGCGAAGAUGCUGAGCGAGGCGGUCGGUGUCGUCAAAGUUCAAACGCAGCAGAUGAGGAGGUUUCUGGAAACCGACCAGCUCAUGGAUGCUUUAAAAUCCGCGAGCACGAUGCUGGCUGAGUUGCGCACAUCUUCUCUUUCUCCGAAACAAUAUUACGAGCUUUACAUGGCUGUUUUCGACGCGUUAAGGCACCUCUCGACAUAUCUCUACGAGGCACAUACGCAAGGGAGAUCCCACCUCGCGGACCUGUAUGAACUUGUGCAGUAUGCAGGGAAUAUUGUGCCACGGCUGUACCUCAUGAUCACCGUUGGCUCUGUAUACAUGUCUAUUCCGGAUGCACCAGUGAAGGAAAUUAUGAAGGACAUGAUGGAAAUGUCCAGAGGUGUACAACAUCCAACAAGAGGUCUUUUCCUGCGCCACUAUCUGAGUGGACAAACGAGAGACCACCUACCUGUAGGCAACGACAAUGGGCCUGUUGGAAAUCUACAAGACUCCAUUGCCUUUGUUUUAACUAAUUUCAUCGAAAUGAACAAAUUAUGGGUACGCUUGCAGCACCAGGGCCACUCUCGGGACCGUGAAAAACGCGAAAUGGAGCGACGGGAGCUGCGGAUACUUGUUGGAACGAACCUUGUCCGUCUCAGCUCUCUUGACGGUGUCGACCUUGAUAUGUAUCAGCGAAUCAUACUUCCGCAUAUCCUUGAACAAAUCGUCAACUGCAGAGACGUCAUUGCGCAGGAGUACCUCAUGGAGGUUGUCAUCCAGGUGUUUACCGAUGAAUUUCACUUAUACUCGCUUGGCCCCUUCCUGUCUGCAACUGCUCAGCUCCAGCCAUCGGUGAACAUCAAACAGAUUGUCAUUGCACUCAUUGAUCGGCUCGCUGCAUACGCUGCGCGCGAAGCUGAGAACGAGAAUCCAGAGGAGACGAAGCAUCAGGAGGAAGCAGCCGCGCGACGACUUGCAGAGAAAGUUAAGGAACAGAAAGCUAAAGCACGUAUAAAUGGUGCAAGUAUGGCCUCUCCACCGUCCGCAACGUCUGAUGAUGCAGGAUGGGGUGCAACUAGCCCGACUGCUGAUGCGGAGAAGUCAUUUGAAGAUAUGACUCUGAAUAAUGGGGAGGCAGCAGAAGUCAACGGAGUGAAGUCUCCAACUGACGAGAAGGGAAAGGAGAAGGCAGAGCCUGAGGUUCCAAUGAAGAAGUUUAGGGGCAUCCCGGAGAACGUUAAACUAUUUGAGGUCUUCUGGCAUCAAAUUGUUGAGCUCAUCAAAGCAAGACCGGAUUUAUCGAUACAAGAUAUCACAGCAUUGCUUGUAUCUCUCAUGAACCUCUCUGUCAGCUGCUAUCCAGAUCGUCUAGAAUAUGUCGACCAAAUCCUGGGCUUCGCCAGCGAAAAAAUCAAAGAAUUUUCGGACAGCCCCGACCUACAUGCUAUGCAAACGACCAACAAUCUCGCCUCACUCCUCAUUGCUCCAAUCAACUCCUACCAAUCUGUGCUCACUCUUCUAGCUCUCCCUCGUUAUGCAAAUCUCCUCGUUCUGCAACCGUUCUCGACUCGGAGGUCACUUUCACAUGCUAUCGUUGCGUCCGUACUGAAGAACGAGACGAUCAUCGAGACCCCAGAAGAUGUUCGCGGUGUAUUAGACCUUUGUCAAGUACUCAUACGCGAUCAACUGGAUACUGUACCCGGGAAACAGGCAGCUCAACCUGUGAGGCGACCUCCAUAUGUUGCUGAUCGGGAAGAGAUGGCCGAGGAGCAAGGUUGGGUGGCAAGGAUGAUUCAUCUAUUCCGAACAGACUCUCUGGAUGUACAAUUCGAGCUCUUCCAAGAAGCUCGAAGACAUUUCGAGGGUGGAGGAGAGAGGAUACGAUAUACGUAUCCGGCCCUAAUUACAAAUGCUAUUAAACUAUGUCGAAGGUACAAAGCGCGGGAACAAGAGGACGAAGACUGGCAAUCGAAGGUCUCAACCAUUAUCAAGUUCGUACGACAAUUAACCUCGAUUCUUUUCACACAAAUCGAAGCACCUGCUAUUGCUCUGCGACUUUUCCUCCUUGCCGCUCAAGUCUCCGACGAAUGUGGGUUCGAGGACCUUACGUACGACUUGUACGUUCAGGCAUUUACAGUGUACGAAGAAAGCAUCUCGGACAGUCGUGCACAACUAGAGGCCGUCACAUUAAUUAUCGGCACGUUACAGAACGCCAAGGUGUUCAGCGUGGAUAAUUAUGAUACCCUAAUCACGAAAGCGGCGUUGCACGGUGCGAAAUUGCUCAAGAAGCCGCAUCAGGCAACAGCGAUCCACCUUGCGAGCCAUAUGUUCUGGCAGGAGGCACCAAACGGUGAAGUACCUGAGAGCCGACCUGAAGCAGGAUCUGAUGCUGAGGGGACUGAUGGACCUAGAGCUUACCCGCACCAGGACAGCAAACGUGUCCUCGAAUGCUUGCAAAAGUCAUUGCGCAUCGCGAACUCCGCAACGGAGGAAAUCGUAACCGUCCAGCUGUACUGCGAUGCGCUGGACCAAUAUCUUUACUAUCUCGACCAUAAGGCCCCAGCUGUAACGCCGAAGUUCGUCAACAGCUUAGUAGACCUAAUCACAUCAAGUAUCGACAACGUCUCGUCGCCAGACGUGCACCCAUCGCAACGAGCACCUCCAGCUCUCAUCGAAGGCGUACAAACACCCGAAAUGAUCGUACGACACUUCCGUAACACCCUUGUAUACGUUCAGACUCGCAAGAACGCUGCGGACGUAGACCCACGAUGGGAUGAAGUCGACGUCGUUGGUGCUGUGCUUAAAAUGGGUUUAGGACAGGAUGCAGUCGGUCGAUAAUUGAUUCUAUAUGAGUUGUGCAGAUGAGCGGGUGUAGAAUUCGGCUAUAUGGCAUUGUUUAUGCGAGUGGUGGUGUUCGUUCUUCUGUUUGUUUAGUUCGGUCAUUAAUUGUUGUUUCUCGACAUGUGUAGACAUUGAGCGUGUCUGCUGUUGUGCUUAAUUUUAUUCGCGAAUUCA
Fomitiporia mediterranea MF3/22 is the source of this 3051-nucleotide messenger RNA. RefSeq names its product vacuolar protein sorting-associated protein 35. The record is from RefSeq and is a predicted model, not a curated record. Gene Ontology annotation, biological process: retrograde transport, endosome to Golgi; intracellular protein transport. The transcript is spliced from 10 exons. Gene Ontology annotation, cellular component: retromer complex; late endosome; retromer, cargo-selective complex. Lineage: Eukaryota; Fungi; Basidiomycota; Agaricomycetes; Hymenochaetales; Hymenochaetaceae. Bases 25 to 2874 code for a protein of 949 amino acids.